Messenger RNA from Drosophila miranda, 1134 nucleotides. RefSeq lists its product as uncharacterized. Lineage: Eukaryota; Metazoa; Arthropoda; Insecta; Diptera; Drosophilidae. The record is from RefSeq and is a predicted model, not a curated record. The transcript has 6 exons. Bases 16 to 1134 code for a protein of 372 amino acids.
CAGCUGUCCCAACGCAUGAGCAACAUCUCGCUGUCCUCCGGCACGGACUCUGUGGGCCACAUGGAUCGCGGCAGCAGCUCCAGUCUCGCUAGCAGCGCCACCGUUGGCACCAACACCAUCACCAGCGGCAUUUCCAAGGAGUGCGCCAAUUACCCCGUCGGCAGUCAGUCGGCCCGUCCAUACGUCCAACUGCCGGGCAUACACAUUUCCAACCCUCCCCAGUACGGGCCAGGGAAUAUGCAAGAAAUAGACGCUGGCAAAAUGGCGCACAACGGCAAGGCACUCACAGGGCGCUACAAUGCCACGCCCACCUAUGGCUUCGACAACGAGCAGAACUACUGCCUGUUGCCGUCUCCAAUGCCCCCUCCACCAUACGCCUUGGCACGCGUGAGCAGCACACGCAACUUCGAGCUCGAGAACCACACACCGCCGGCAUGUCCCGGCUCUGGACCCAUUGCCAUGACGAACGGCACCAUCCAGUUGCGCCUCCGCGAUGGCGUGCGCAUUGACAUGACUCUGGACAAGGCGCACCGCCUUGCCAAUCAGCUCAAUCAGCGCAGCAUGGUGGCAGUUGCUCUAUCACGCAACUGCAGCAACUCGGCUUUGAUCCACCCCAAUGGACGCAUCUUGCAGAGCGUCGCUAAAGUCGAAAUAGUCACCUACGACGGCAUGAAGGGCAAUAACUUUGUUCGCUAUGCCAAGAUGUGGUACAAGGGUGUGAGCUUCACCAGCGAGGCGUGCGCUCUCAUCUACCUGGUGGACACAGCCGGGACGCGCACCACAACCGACACUUUCACUGAUCUGACCAAGGACUACACCCUGGCAGUGUUCUAUGACGACUCGCGCCAUGGUCCCUCUUAUAUGGCUGAAGCCCAUGACGUGAUUGCCAAUUCAGCUUACACCUGUACCGAGGAUGGCACUGAGAUCUAUGACAUAAACGGAUUUCGCAUCACCCAGGCAGCCGAUGGCCUGGUGAAGGUCACUCGUGUGGACAACAAGUGCUUGAUUCGCACCAGUCCCGGCAAUGUUCGUCGCAAUGAGAAGCGCAUGCACUUCGAUGGAUCCUGUUUCAUUGUACGCAACGCCGGACACUCCGCCGGCUUCAAUGAGAACAACCUGCUCAUUGUCUACUGA